This is a messenger RNA of Cuscuta campestris, 2379 nucleotides long. Lineage: Eukaryota; Viridiplantae; Streptophyta; Magnoliopsida; Solanales; Convolvulaceae. The record is from the annotation of a GenBank genome assembly.
ACCAUCAUUAUAUUUUCCCUACUACUACCGCUGGGCCAAAAAAGGGAAGCGGGUAACAAGCCGGUCGGCCAAGAGUUCAUUGCGUCGCAGUUUGCAUUCCAGCGCAGGGACAGAUGGCAAGCGAGGGUUACGACGACGACGACGACUUAUGGAGCGACGCCGAUUUCGUCGGAGCCGUCGCGGAGGCUGUUGAGGCGGUUGAGCUCGCCUCUACGCAGCGCAACCUUCUUCCCCCGCCCACUCACCCACAUCCGCCGCCGGCGGCCACUCCGUCGCCCUUCGUCGGCAUUAGUUCUUCACCUCCAUGGAAGGCGCCUCAGUUAGCUGUUCAACAAGUUGCCACACCCUCCACUUCCAAGGAUUCUAAUGGCGCCUUUCAACAACAGGAAAUCGAUAGAUUGAAGGGAGAGCUUGGCCGCGUUUCAGAGCUGCUUGCGCAGAAGGAACAGGAAUGCAUUAUGUUGAGAAAGCAUAGUGAAGAAAAAGAGACAAAUGCUGUUCAGACUGAAAGAGCCAGUGUUUCUACCAUAUCAACGGGUGAAAGUGAUUCUCCUUCCAUGAUUAAGAAAAAGUUGUUAGAUGCAUGGGAGUCACCGACUGGUCAAAAUCUAGGGAGAAUCUUUGUUUCAAAACUGUUAGAGACUUGCGAAGCUGAUUUCCGCGUUCUCUUUGGAUUGCUGGAUUCAAGUUUCCCCUCCAAGAUGAGAACAGAAAGUUCUUUUUCUUACUCUGGAGUUGCUAAGGAGGACAAUCUGCUGCAAGAUCAUCUCAAUGUCUCUGCAAAAGUAUCUCAUCUUUAUUCCGUUUUGAUGAAGAUUAGCAAUGAGAUGCUUAGAUUGGAUGGUCUACUCGAUGCAUUAGUUGAACUUUGCCAACUUAAAAAUGUUCUUAUAAUGUACAGGGCUCUGCAUAUACUGCAUGAGGUUUUAAGCUGCAGUUUCUUUGCAGAAAAGAAAGACGAUAGAAGGUCCAAUGUGAUUUUUGAGGAGAUUGAUGAAAAUAAACCUUCUAGAAGAGGAAGCCAUUCCAAAGAGACACUAAAUCAUAACGCCGUAGCUCAAUUGGAUAAUAGUGAUACACUUUCCAGAAUGGGAUCAUUCAAUCCCGGAACUUCAGUAUUCACGUCAUGUUUCAACUAUCUCUCAUUGUUUGAACUGAUGUGCCAAAUUAUAAUGAUGAAUAGUUUAGAGCAUAUCAGAUGGGAAGCAGUUUCUAUUAUGAAUUUGAUCCUUGUAAGAAAGCAUACAUUCUUGGAGAGGGAAAAGUAAGUGAACAAUUACUGAGUAAUUAUGAAUUUAUCUUUUUAUUUUUUUAAAAACCCCUUUCAUUGACUGUGACCUCGUUUCCUCCUCUAAAAUGUUUGUGUUUUGUCAGAAUGUGUACACUUCUAUUUAUUUAUUUAUUGAGCCAGGUUUGCAUCAGAUAUAGUGUUUCAAAGUGUUUCACUACUAUUGAGGAAGGAUGCUGGCUACCGUGUAAAUAAGCAAGCUGUGCGCCUUCUUUACCUGCUGCUUAAUUGCCCAAAUGUUAUGGCAUCAUUUUUCAACAAUUUCAUGGGAGGGAAAAGUACAGGCACUGCUGAUGCAAGUUCCAAAACUGCUUCAACUUUUCAAGUAAUCUGUAAGAUUUUUGAAGGAUUGGCUGAAUGUCUAUCUUGUAGCGGGAAAAGCACCGAGGAAUUACAGGUCCAAAGGCAUUCAAUAAUUUUACUGGCUUUCCUUGCUUCUUGUGGGAAAACUGGCAUUGAAAUUCUUCUAAAUCAUAGGCUUCCAAAAAGGACAGGCUUCUUAACAAUAAUUUUACAGAGUUUAAUAUCUGUUUUGGACCUAGAAGCACGAGAUACUGCUACACAUCCUGAAGAAUCUAAAGAAAGAACUCUAAUGAUCAGAGAAGCACUUAUUCUUCUGAACAGAAUUGUUUCACAUCCCCAAUACGCCGGGUCGGUUCUAUUGGCACUGACGAACCGCAGGGACAUAGCCAGGUUGAGCGUUGACACCGCGAGCCGGUUAUCUCACAAGGGUAAGUGCCUAUUGCAUUGCGACAGCAUAACGCAACAGAUUAGGGCAACAGAAAUUGUUGAGCUCGCCCAGGGUUUUCAGAGAAGACUAUACACAUUUCUAGGGGCUAAUGCCUCGGGAAAGAAGCCAUCGUGAGAGUUUCUUUCUCGGUGAAGUGUGCAUAGGAGUCUAAUGCCCCUAUCAACGCAUCACUUCCUUGCUUCUUUUAUGUUUUCUUUUUUCAUUUUGUGACCCGUAUAAUGUGACACAGUGAAGCAAGCUUGAUCCAAUUCAGAUCCUUUUGGACGAUUCGUGACUUGUAUAUGACUGGAUGAGAUCAGUAAUAGUAAGCUAAUAUUCUCAAUAACCUCAACUGUUUACC